Molecule: messenger RNA, 3312 nt
Organism: Closterium sp. Yama58-4
Lineage: Eukaryota; Viridiplantae; Streptophyta; Zygnematophyceae; Desmidiales; Closteriaceae
Source: the annotation of a GenBank genome assembly
AUGCCCCCGUCCUCUCCAAUCCCCCGUCCUCUCCAAUCCCCCGUCCUCUCCAAUCCCCCGUCCUCUCCAAUCCCCCUUCUCUCCAACCCCCCGUGCUCCCCAACCCACCACCCUGCUGCCAGCAACCUGCGGGACAACCAGCUCACAGGGCGUCUACCCAACCCGCCACCCAACAUCGUGCAGUACCAGCUCGACAAGAACUUCUUCACUCAGGGCUUCUCCUCCCAGCCCAACUGCUCCGUCAUCUCCUUCCGAGGCAACUGCGUCCCCCAGUCAGACCCCUCGCUCUCCUGCCCGGGAGACAAGCAGAGGCACCCAGAGGUCUGCUCGUCCUUCUGCGGCCUCUCUGCCUCGGACCCUCCCUGCAACGGCCACGGAAAAUGCUUCCUGGAGGGCCCGAACAAGGUUCCGGUGUGCCAGUGCGACGAGGGGUUUCACAUCGGGGAGUACAGGGGCAGCUGCGUGCCACUGGUGGGUGGGUCGGCACUGAUCGCGCUUCAGCCUGUGGAGGUGUUAUCUGCUCUUACUGCGUCUGGGAGUGCGAGUGUGGACGGUGCGACCAAGUCCUUCACCCUCACGCCCCUGCAGGCGGGCACGACUGGAGCUGUGUUUCUCUCUGAGAAGGUCCCACUGUUCUCCUACCAGCUGAUUGCGGACGGGUGUGGGCGUGAGCUCGCCUUCUCCUCCUCCUUCUCGUUCACUCUCACCCGUGCAGCCAGUGCCGCGUUUGGCUCUGAUGGGUUUGCCUUUGUAGUGGCGUUUGACGAAACCCCCCCAGCAGAAGUCGUGGCGGGCGGCAUGGGGUACGUGGGGAUGGCUGCACGCAGCGUGGCAGUGGAGUUUGACACGUGGCAGGAUGGGGGAGCCAGUGGCACCAGCAGGAGCAGAAACAGCAGCAGCAGCAGCGGCAAGAGCAGCGGCGAACCUGCCGGGAACCACGUGGGAGUGAAUGUGAAUGGUAAUGCAGUGUCUGCAGCCACAGCUGCUGCCCCCAUGCCUCUCAACGACGGCACUCCAAAAUACGUCUGGAUCGAAUACGACCCCUCUGCUUCUGCUGCUGCUGCUCCUGCUGCUGCUCCUGCAGCUACUGCUGCCAGUGCAGCUGCUGGCACCCUGCGCGUCUUCCUCUCCUCCAGCCGCUCCCCGCGCCCGGCCAAGCCCGUCCUGUCACUGCGUGUCUCCCUGUGCGACGUUCUCCAGCCCACGCGCCUGGAGAGCACGUUUGCGGUGGGCUUCACUGCGGCAUCGGGCAGCCAGGCGCAGAGGCACGCCAUCUCCUCCUGGAACUUCACCACAAGGUUCCCCCAACCACCCGCCAAGCGUGGUGCGGCAUCUCUCGGCUUGCGGGUGAGCGAGGUGACCGUCAGCCCAGCAACGACGGGCAUGAACCUGCUCUUCCGCUACGCCAGCUCCGGCAUCCAGCCACCGGAGGUCGGCGACAGCAGGAACCAGUACAAAGUGCGCCUCACCUCCACGUGGCUCCUCCAGGACCUCUUCUGGCCCGUGAAGACGCAGACUGCAUGCGGCGACUGCUGGGCGUACGCGGUGGUGGGCAGCAUAGAAGCCGCCUACAGCAUCAUGGCGAACCUCUCGGUGGCGCCGCAGCUGUCAGCGCUGCAGCUGCGCUCCUCCAUGCGCGCCGACUGCCAGGGCGGCUCGCCCUCCCAGGCCUUCUCCUUCCUCCUCAAAGCUGCCCGCUCUGGCAAGGGCCCGCCCUCGGCUCGUAGUGGAGGGCGGAGCAGCAAGGCCGCGGUGCCUCGGAUGGCUCGCGAAGAAAGGGCCAGUGCGAAGCAACAAAAGAGGCGCCUUUUUCGGAGGCGCCUUUUUCAAAGGCGCCUUUUUCGGAGGCGCCUCCAGGGAGGUGGCGGGAGCAGCAAAGCGGUGGUGGCUUGGAAGGGACCUACUGCGAGUGGAAAGCAGGAGAGGAGUCCGCUGUGCAUGGGUCCGUUUGUUCCGCUCCUCAAGAUGCUUGGUAUCACCUGCAAUGGCAAAGGUGCCACUAAGCAGCAGGCACUCUCAGGCGACUUCUACAUCAGGGGAUUCGAGUCCACGUCUUUCUAUGGCUGGUUUGGCCUGCUGCUCGCUGUGCAGCGGCAGCCAGUGGUGGUGCAAAUAGAGGCAACGGCAACUUCUUUCCAGGAUUACGACGGGCUGUCCAAGUACCAGGACCCAGCGUGCUUCACGUACAACCUGAACCACGUGGUGCUGCUGGUGGGGUACCGCCUGGUGGGCAAGGACUCGCGCUUCCCCAACAUGGCGCCGCCUUAUUGGAUCAUCCGCAACUCGUGGGGGCCUGACUGGGGCGAUGGGGGCCACAUGCGCAUGGACAUCCAGGGGGGGGAUGGCGUGUGUGGCAUCAACACUCUCCCGGGGAUCUACCCGAUUGUCAGAGCGGUGUCGGACCCCUGCAACACAGCAGCCAGGAGCGACGCAUCAGGGUCGCUGUUCAACCCGUGCGGCAGCUUCAACUGUGUGGUGGACGGCAGCUCCAACCGCUGCAACUGCACCGACCCCCGGUUCAUUGAAGCCACCAACGCUGAUGGCUCACGUACCUGUGCCUAUGUGGACAUGUGUGGGGCGUUGGCCCGCAAUCCGUGUGCGGUGGGCACAUGUGUGAAUGACGGGGCGGGGUCGUACUCGUGUGUGUGUCCACCGGGCUUCAGGCAGGGCACCACCGUCGAUGGCACCUUCUCCUGUGCUCCAGGCGACACGCGCUCGCAGUACACGGUGAUGGCGCCCAACAUCUUCUGCUCAGACAUCUACCCCGUCUACGGCCUCACCCGUGACAACUUCACUACGCUCAAUCCCACUGUGAACUGCAUCGAGCCUCUACCUGUCGGCCUGACACUCAAUGUCACCGCCAAGCCCGGACUCGCCCCCUGCACCGUCUACUACACCACUGUCCAGGACGACACGUGCCAGUCCAUAGGAGAGUACUUCAACCUCAACGACUGCCGCAGCAAGGACCCCUCCUGCGCCACGGUCAUCCAGAGCCUCAACCCAGGCCUCAGCUGUCAAGGCGGGGCGCAGGUGCAGCCGAACCAGGCGGUGUGUGUGGAGCGGCGAGCAGGGGCGGCGGGGAAGGGGGGGCAGGUGAUACCGGUGUGCUCGCAGUACUACCUGGUGCAGACCGCCGAGACCUGCGAUGCCAUCCGCUCCGUGCCCAACCCGCCGCUUUCCCCGAUUGAGUUCUUCCGCCUCAACCCCGGCAUCAAGUGCGGCCGCCUCGUGCCCGACGCUGCUGGCCUCGACCUGCACACCGGCUUUGAGACUGUUGCUAGCGUGGACCUGCACUGGGGCUUUGAGGUAUGA